Chanos chanos (milkfish) is the source of this 3011-nucleotide messenger RNA. RefSeq names its product glycyl-tRNA synthetase 1 (gene gars1). The transcript is spliced from 17 exons. Gene Ontology annotation, cellular component: mitochondrion; cytoplasm. Gene Ontology annotation, biological process: mitochondrial glycyl-tRNA aminoacylation. The record is from RefSeq and is a predicted model, not a curated record. Gene Ontology annotation, molecular function: glycine-tRNA ligase activity; ATP binding. Bases 1 to 2247 code for a protein of 748 amino acids. NCBI's taxonomy places the organism in Eukaryota, Metazoa, Chordata, Actinopteri, Gonorynchiformes, Chanidae.
AUGCUUCGGAGAGCAACAUCAGCACUGCUGCAGACCAGCACCCAGAUUACAACCCUCCUCUUUUUUCCGAGGGCUCAGGCUACCCCACAGGCCCUCUGUACCUCUGUUUUAGCCAGACAGUUCUCUCUGUCGGUCUGCUUGUGUAAGAAGAAGAAGAAAAGUCUUUGGUUGCAGCUCUCUGAAGGACAAAUCAUGGAUGGUAAUAUUGAAGAAGUGCUGGCUCCCUUGAGGCAAGCUGUAAAAGAACAGGGCGAGCUGGUGCGUAAAAUGAAAGCGGAGAACGCCCCCGAAGUGGAUAUCAGUAAAGCGGUUGCGGAAUUGAAGGCUCGCAAACGGACCCUCGAAGCUAAGGAGCUUUCUCUUCAGCCUAAAGAUGACAUUGUGGACAGAACGAAGAUGGAAGACACUUUGAAGAGGCGGUUCUUUUAUGACCAGGCUUUCGCCAUCUAUGGAGGUGUGAGUGGGCUGUAUGACUUUGGGCCUGUGGGCUGUGCGUUGAAGAACAACAUUCUCCAGACCUGGAGACAGCACUUCAUACAGGAGGAGCAGAUCCUGGAGAUCGACUGCACCAUGCUCACGCCAGAGCCUGUGUUAAAGACCUCAGGGCACGUGGAGAAGUUUGCGGACUACAUGGUGAAGGAUGUGAAAAACGGAGAAUGCUUCCGUGCAGAUCAUCUUCUCAAAGCUCAUCUUCAGAAGCUGAUGAGUGAUAAGAAGUGUCCUGCUGAGAAGAAAAGCGAGAUGGACAGCGUUGUCACUCAGAUGGACAACUACUCGCAGCAGGACCUGGCUGACCUGUUUGUGAAGUACAACGUGAAGUCGCCCAGCACAGGAAAUGACCUCACACCACCCAUUUCAUUCAACUUGAUGUUCCAGACCUCCAUUGGGCCUGGAGGGAACAUGCCAGGGUAUCUGAGGCCAGAAACUGCUCAGGGAAUCUUCCUCAACUUCAAGCGUCUGCUGGAGUUUAACCAGGGCAAGCUGCCCUUUGCUGCAGCUCAGAUCGGAAACUCCUUCAGAAACGAGAUCUCCCCCCGCUCAGGACUCAUCCGUGUCAGAGAGUUUACCAUGGCCGAGAUCGAGCAUUUUGUCGAUCCCAGUGAGAAGGUUCACUCCAAGUUCUCUAACGUGGCUGAUCUGGAGAUCCUGCUCUAUUCGUCCAAAGCACAGACCAGCGGCCAAUCAGCUCAGCUCAUGAGACUAGGGGAUGCUGUGGAGCAGGGUAUUAUUAAUAACUCUGUCCUGGGCUACUUCAUCGGGAGGAUCUACCUCUAUCUGACCAGAGUGGGCGUGGCCAAGGACAAAUUGCGAUUCCGUCAGCACAUGGAUAACGAGAUGGCCCACUACGCCUGCGACUGCUGGGAUGCCGAGACCAAAACGUCCUACGGUUGGAUUGAGAUCGUGGGCUGUGCCGACCGCUCCUGUUAUGACCUGCUGUGUCACGCCCGGGCCACUAAAGUCCCUCUGGUGGCAGAGAAGCCUCUUAAAGAACCCAAAGUUGUGAAUGUCGUCCAGUUUGAGCCAAAUAAAGGGGCCAUUGGGAAGGCCUAUAAGAAGGACGCCAAGCUGGCCAUGGAGUACCUGGCCAUCUGUGACGAGUGCUACAUUACAGAGCAGGAGAAACUCCUCAGUGAGAACGGUGAGUUCACCUUUGAGACCGAGGGCAAAAUGUUCAAACUCACAAAGGACAUGGUCAGCGUUAAGAGGUUCCAGAAAACGUUGCACGUCGAGGAGGUCGUCCCGAACGUGAUUGAGCCCUCCUUUGGUAUCGGUAGAAUCAUGUACUCCAUCUUCGAGCACACAUUCCACGUCAGAGAGGGCGACGAACAGAGAACGUAUUUCAGUUUCCCUGCCACUGUAGCUCCAUACAAAUGCUCCGUCCUGCCACUAAGCCAAAAUCAGGAAUUCAUGCCUUUUGUUAAAGAACUAUCCGAAGCUCUCACCAAAAACGGCGUGUCCCACAAAGUGGACGACUCGUCCGGGUCCAUCGGAAGACGCUACGCCAGAACCGACGAGAUCGGCGUGGCGUUCGGCAUCACUAUCGACUUCGACACGGUUAACAAGACGCCCCACACGGCCACGCUGAGGGAACGAGACUCGAUGAAGCAGAUCAGAGUGGAGAUCAGCGAGCUGCCCGGCAUCGUCCGCGACCUGGCCAACGGCCUCACCUCGUGGGCGGAGGUGGAGAGCAAGUACCCCGUCUUCGAAGGCCAGGAGACGAGCAAGAAGGACACGGCAGAAGAGUAGAAAGACCCUCUACUCCGUCCUAAGCCCCCCCCCCCACCUCCACCCACCUUCUCCACCCACCUUCUCCACCCAUGGACAGUUCUGUACCUGCACCCAUAGGAACAAUUUUACUUCAGGUGUCAGCGCUCGAGGAUCUGAGGGCACAGAGGACGGUGUUUUUUUUUUUGUUUUUGUUUUUGUUUUUUAUUUCUUCAGCUCCACACGUUUGCUAACACUUCAAAAAAAAAAUGAAAAAAAAAAUUAUACAUGUAUGAAUCUUAUACUGUAAAGGACACAAUAUGUCAAUAUGCCCCCAUGCUAAAAAAAAAAAAAUGAUGUAUGUUUUAUGCAAUGCAAGUGAGGGGAACUGAUGUAAGGGAAAACAGAAAGAAAUUCAGGAUUUGGUUGUCUUGUACCGGGGGGGAAGGCAGUUUCACCAUUCCAGGCGUCAGACAGAUUAAAUAAAAAAACAAAACACGGAAAGCAAAUCUUGGGCCAAUAAAUUAAGCCAGCACUUUCUGGGGCUUGUUUAUUUUUUUUUCUGUCUAAAAUCAUCUCAUCACUUUCACAAAGAUCUCCUUAAUAAUAACGAGAACAAUAACAAUAAUUAUUAUGUUGGCAUUUACUGGGUUGUGAAAUUGGACUGGAAUCGAACCGUGUCAUUAUAACAAACCCCGCUGCUGGGUGUGUAACAUACAGGGCUCUCUCUCUCUCUCUGUGUGAUUGUGUGUCGUUACUUAAGACGAAGCUACAUGCACAGGAGUGAAAUGUGUCCAUAAACAUGU